Molecule: messenger RNA, 825 nt
Organism: Dentiscutata erythropus
Lineage: Eukaryota; Fungi; Glomeromycota; Glomeromycetes; Diversisporales; Gigasporaceae
Source: the annotation of a GenBank genome assembly
AUGGAUUCACAAAGCCCACAGCCAGAAUUUCGAUACAAUAAUGGUAGAAGAUAUCAUAACGCAGAAAAUGCUGUAUACCAUUUACCGAACGAUGAUUAUGAAACAGAUAGGCUACAUAUACAACAUUUCUUAGUAAGAUACAUGUGGCAGAGCAAUUUUUCUUCUCCUAUCGAACAUAUUUUGUCUAAACCAGGUGCCAAAGUCUUAGAUGUUGGGUAUCCAUUGACUAAGGUUAUUGGAAUAGAUAUAUCUCCGCACCAACCAACUCAGAUAAAACCCAAUAACUUUGAGUUCAUUAAAGCAAAUGUUCAUGAAAGAUUACCAUUCGAUGAUAACUCUUUUGAUUUCGUAUUUCAACGGCUUUUGAUUCUCGGACACACUAAAGAGAAGUGGCCAAAAGUAAUUAAUGAGCUUGUCAGAGUUUUAAAACCAGGUGGUUUCUUAGAAUUAUGUGAAACUUCCCUUCCAUUUGAUGAAGGGCCAGCUACUCAACGUAUAUGGAAGGCCGAAUCUGAAAUAUUAAUGGAACAAGGCAAUGAUUUGAAUGUAUACCAAAAAUUAGAUCAAUAUUUACAAAAUCAAGGUCAAUUUGAAAAUAUUAAAAAAGAAGUGAAAAAAACCUAUUUUGGUGUAAAGCACAACAAUAUUGAAUUUAGUAAAGCGUUUACCAAUAACAUGAUUUCUAUAAUAAAUUCUCUUAAACCUGUUUUAACAAAAAAAUUACGAAUUUCUGGUGAAGAAUAUGAUGAGUUGGCCAAAACAUCAGAAAAAGAAUUAGUCGAACUUGAUACUUACAUUUAUUGGGUUCGUGCCUAUGCGAGCAAG